Molecule: messenger RNA, 2167 nt
Organism: Gavia stellata (red-throated loon)
Lineage: Eukaryota; Metazoa; Chordata; Aves; Gaviiformes; Gaviidae
Product: disintegrin and metalloproteinase domain-containing protein 2-like
Exons: 19
Coding region: 1-2157 (718 amino acids)
Biological process (GO): cell adhesion; proteolysis; binding of sperm to zona pellucida
Cellular component (GO): plasma membrane
Molecular function (GO): metalloendopeptidase activity
Source: RefSeq, a predicted model, not a curated record
AUGCGGGCGGCGCUGGCGCUGGGGCUGGGGUUGGGGCUGGGGCUGGGGCUGGCGCUGCUGGCCGCGCUGGGCUGGCGGGCGGCGGCGGGCGGCGCCCCGCAGCGCGCCCGGAGCUACGUCAUCCCCGUCGAGGGGACCCCCCGCACCCUGCGCCUGCGGCAGCAAGUGUUUUUGCCGGAGGAUUUCCGGAUCUAUACCGAUGGCCGAGGGGGGCUUGCAAAAUCCGAACUGGCACAUAUUGAGCGCGACUGCUUCUACGAAGGCUAUGUCGAGGGUUUCCCCAUUUCGCUCGUGGCACUUAGCGUCUGCUCCGGCCUGAGCGGGAUCGUGCAGCUCGCAAAUGCCAGCUACGGGAUCAAGCCUCUGGAGGCUGUGGCUGGGUAUCGGCAUCUCGUGUACCCAAUGUGGAAUGAAAACAUAGAGACUCGGCUGUUCGUCGAAAACAGCUCUGGGGAGGUGUCACCGAAGCUGGAGGACGCAAUAGCAAGUGAGCAAGCUGUCAGUAGAUCCCCUCGGUAUCUGGAAAUGCAUGCCGUUUUGGACAAGGCUCUGUAUGACUAUAUGGGAGCAGACAAGGAUGCUGUGACGGCCAAGAUAGUGCAGCUUUUCAGCUAUGUGAACAGUAUGUUUGCUCGCCUCAACCUGACAAUAGUACUGUCUUCUCUGGAGUUUUGGACAGAAAAGAACAAAAUCCCAACCAUGGGAGAUGCCGAGGAGUUGCUGCAGAGAUUUUUGCAGUGGAAAAAUGUGCAUCGUGUGUUGCGGCUGCAGGACAUAAUGUUCCUAUUUGUUUACAGGGAGCAGUCCCGUUAUGUGGGGGCGUCUUCUGCGGGGAAGCUGUGUCUCAGAAACCGUGCUGGAGGGGUUGCCUUGUACCGCAGAGCUAUGACGCUGGAGGCGUUCGCAGUCGUUGUGGCCCAGCUGCUGGGGCUCAGCCUGGGGAUGGCGUACGAAGAUUCCGGGAGCUGUCACUGCGCGGGAGCUGCCUGCAUAAUGCAGGCCAGCUCGGUACACUUGGCUGGCGUGAAAGUCUUCAGCAACUGCAGUGCAAGAGACUUUCAGCGUUUUCUCGCUGCUGGAGAAGGGCAGUGUCUGCUGAACAGGCCGGCUAUGGAUGCAGCAUACAAAGCUCCCGUGUGUGGCAACAAAGUGGUGGAGCCGGGAGAGGCUUGUGACUGCGGUUCAGCAGAGGAAUGUCGGCGUGACCCGUGCUGCACCGUUGGCUGCAAGAUGAGGAGAGGGGUGCAGUGCCAGUCGGGACCGUGCUGCCGGAAAUGCCAGUUUGUGAAAAGAGGCACGUUAUGUAGAAGCAGCUCCGAGGACGAGUGCGAGUUGAAGGAAUAUUGCAACGGCACCUCUGGGGAGUGCACACCCGACCUCUGGGUCAUGGACGGGCAUCCCUGCAGCAGGAACACUGCCUUCUGCUACCGGGGAGUCUGUCAGACAGCCGACAAGCAGUGUCAGAAGGUCUUUGGCCAAGGUGCCAAGAACGGGCCCUUGGCCUGCUAUGAAGAAAUCAACAGCCAAAGAGACAGAAUGGGACACUGUGGCUCCAAUCACCGCGGUUACCAGCGUUGUGCAUGGAAGGAUCUCCGAUGUGGGAAGCUCGUGUGUGAAUAUCCGGGCUCCAAGCCCUUUCUCAAGGAGAAGGCUGCGGUGAUUUACGCUCGGGUGCAGAAUACGCUGUGUGUAACGUUAGAUUACAUGAAGCCUCCCAUGGAGAGGGACCCCAUGCUGGUGAACGAUGGCACCGUCUGCGAUGACCACAAGAUCUGCCUGAACCAGCAGUGUGUGCCUGCCACUGUCCUGAACUAUAAAUGUGAGGUGAAGACAAAGUGCCACAGUCACGGUGUCUGCAAUAACCAAGGGAGCUGCCAUUGCCAUCCUGGCUGGAAACCACCAACUUGCUGGGAGAAAGCAGGGGCGAUGGGCGGGAGUGGCAGCAGCCCAUCUGGAGAUGACAUUGGGAGCGAGGGCUUGCCGAAGCUGUGGCUGCUUCUGACCUUCUGCCUCUUCAUGCCUGUCGCCGUCGGGCUCAUCCUCAUGGCGCUAAGGAGAAGCGGCCCAAGGCGCUGUCUCACCACAGAGGAGCUGGAUGAAGACAAGUUGGAAGACAAAGACUGUGUGGAUGAGGAAAGGAGUGUGUCAGAUGUGUAGUGGUGCAGCA